Vitis riparia (riverbank grape) is the source of this 1132-nucleotide messenger RNA. RefSeq names its product B3 domain-containing transcription factor VRN1-like. Gene Ontology annotation, molecular function: DNA binding. The record is from RefSeq and is a predicted model, not a curated record. The transcript has 4 exons. Lineage: Eukaryota; Viridiplantae; Streptophyta; Magnoliopsida; Vitales; Vitaceae. The coding region runs from base 16 to 1026 and encodes 336 amino acids.
AGGUCUCAGAAGCCCAUGACCUCCACCCAGAAGCCACACUUUUUCAGGAUCAUACACCCUUCGUUUCUUACACAUGGAUACCCUGGAAUUCCUCAGACUUUUCUAAGAGAAUAUGGAAACAGUCUCUCACAUUUUGUGUUCCUCCACCUUCCCACUGGCGCUGAAUGGCGAGUAGAAUUGUUGAAACUCCAUGGUGAGGUUUUGUUCAGCACUGGAUGGCAGCAAUUUGUUGAACAUUAUUCUAUAGAAUAUGGGUAUUUCUUACUAUUCAGAUAUGAAGGCGAUUCACAUUUCCAUGUGCUUGUAUUUGACAUGACCGCUUCUGAGAUUGAAUAUCCAUAUGCUACUGAUCCAACCAUUGACCAUGCCCACCACCAAGUUUCUCUUGAGAUUUUGGAUGAUUUUCCACCCUCCCAAACAACAAACCAUGUAGACAUGAUCGAUAUUACCUCUAGUGAAGAAGAGUUCCACCCUAAUGAGGCAAGCAGUUUGCUCAAGUCUGAGGAAAUUGAGAGUGACUUUCCACCAACCCAGAAAACAAGCAAGACAAGAGGAAAGAAUUCUUCUUUGAAACCUCAUAACGCUUGCAGUUCCCACACAUAUCAUUCUUCCAUUCCAGAUUGCAGGGAUGGAGCUCUGCAAAGAGCUAAAGUUUUCAAACCCCAAAAUCCUCUUCAAAGAGCUAAGGCUUUCAAACCCCAAAAUCCUUUCUUCAUUGUCACCAUGGGAUGGUCUUAUGUCAAUAGACACAAUGUGACGGUACCAUUCCGUUUUUUGAAGAGGCACUUCAGAACUGAUAACACCAAUACAACCCUUUCGGUUUCAGAUGGAAGAGCUUGGUCUAUCAAGUACAUUAUGGGAGCAAGAAGUGCGCAUUUCUCUGCUGGUUGGAGAAAGUUUGCAGAAGAUAAUUCUUUGGAAGUAGGUGAUGUUUGUGCCUUUGAGCUGGUAAAAUGCACUGAAACUUCACUCAAGGUUGUCAUAUUUAGGAAAAAAGAAGAUGGAAAUGGCCGCCUGCAGCAUUGAAAGAAGAAAAUCUUUUGAAUUAGGAGUUGAAGGCUCAAUUUUGCAUGCUUUUUGAAAGAGUUCAGAUGAAUUUUGAGUUGUAUUUUGAUGGUCUUUAAAUCUGAAA